AUGAGGGUUACGUCGGCGCUGCAUGCCGUUUCGGCGCUCUCGCUCGCUUCACAGGUCGCCGCUUCGUCCAACUCUACCUCGUCUGGCAACCAAGCUCUCCUAGCAGAUGGAAACGCACAACUGGGCAUCGCCGAGGAGGCCUAUGAAAAGGCCAAGGCCUACGUUGCGAAGCUCAACAUCACUGAGAAGGUCGCUAUCAUCACGGCACAGAGCGUGACGGGCGACAAUGCCUGGACGGCCCUGAACAACAAGGACGGUGUUUCGGGCAUCAACUUCCAGUUCUACGUCUCCGGCUUCAGCUUGGCCAACGCCCUGACAAUGACGUGGAACCGCGACCUAUUCUCGGAGCAGUUUAAAGCUCUUGGCGAUGAAUUCUACGGCAUGGGCUACAACCUGAUCAGCGGGCCCGUUUCCAGCCCGCUCGGCCGCGUGCCCCAGGGCGGACGCCUGGCCGAAGGGUUCUGCGUCGACCCCUACCUCAGCGGCAUCGCCAUGGGAAAAGCCGUGUCGGCCAUGAACUCGGCGGGAGUCAUCGCAGCUGGGCGGCAUUUUCUGCUGAACGAGCAAGAGACGCAUCGCCAAGGCUCGGGGGGCGGCAUGGGAGGCAGCUCGAGCAGCUCCAGCGAGCGGUAUUCGUCCAACGCCGACGACAAGACGGUGCACGAGCUGUACAUGUGGCCGUUCGCCGACGCCGUCAAGGCCGGCAUGAUGGGUGUCAUGUGCGCCAUGAACCGAGUCAACGACACCCUCGCGUGCGAGAACAACCACCUGCUCAGCGGCCUCCUCAAGACUGAGAUCGGCUUCCCAGGCCUCGUCUACCCGGACGUUGGCUCGCAACAGACGGCCUUCGGCUCUGCUAACGGGGGGCUCGACUACGGAUCCGAGUCUAUCUGGACCGAGGCCGUCAUCAAGGCCGGUAUCGCCAACGGCACGUUCACAGAGGCGCGCCUGGACGACAUGGUCGUGCGUAACGUGAUUGGCUACUACCACGUGGGGCUCGACGACGGGAAGCAGCCCUCCGAGGCGGGCGUCACAGAGUACCGCGACGUGCGCGGAAACCACGCUCAGCUCAUCCGUCGUGUUGCUGGUGAGUCGCUCGUGCUCCUCAAGAACAACAACUCGGGCGGCCGCGGUCUGCCGCUGGAGAAGCCGCGGACGGUUGCGCUGUUCGGCGCGCAUGCCGGACCCGCGACGGCCGGGCCAAACCAGGCGUUCAGUGUCCAGGGCGCGUCGAGCGACGUGUACCAGGGGCAUCUGGCGAGCGGCGGCGGUUCGGGACAGCUGUCAAUGCCGUGGCUUGUGACGCCCUUCCAGGCGCUGAGUGCGCGUGCUGUCGCGGAUGAUUCCAUGAUUUGGUGGAUCAUGAACAACACCUAUUCCUCUGAAAGCGGCAUGGGAGGUGGUAUGGGAGCCACUACUGGCAACAGCACUGGCGGAAGCAGCAUGGGAGGCAGUAUGGGAGGCAGCAUGGGGGGCAACAGCACAGGCGGUUCCGCCGGCGGCAAGGGAGGUGGAGGCGGAGGCGGAAUCGGCAACCUAGGCCAGGGCACCGCGACGACCCCCUCGUUCACAAAAUACGCCGCGAACGCGGAGGCCUGUCUGGUAUUCAUCAACUCCAACUCGGGCGAGGGCGCGGACCGCUCCUCGCUGCUCGACACGGACCAAGACACCAUGGUCAACACCGUAGCGAGCAACUGCAACAACACCAUCGUGGUUGUGAACACUGUCGGCCCCCGCGUCCUCGACGCUUGGGCCGACCACACCAACGUUACUGCUAUCGUCUACGGCGGUCUACUGGGCCAACACAGCGGUUCUGCUAUCGCAGACGUGCUUUACGGCGCCGUUAACCCCAGCGGCAAGCUGACGCACACCAUCGCACACAACGAAUCCGACUACCCCGUCUCCGUCUGCGAGACCGACGACUGCGAUUUCACCGAGGGCGUCUUCAUCGACUACCGCUGGUUCGACGCGCACAACACCUCGGUGCGGUACCCCUUCGGCCACGGGCUCAGUUACACGAGCUUCCAGUACGGCACCGUGACCGCCGCCGCCACGAACGCGACCGCGCUGUCCCAGAAAUACGCGCAGGGCCCGCUGGCCCUAGGCGGGCAGACGGACCUUUUUGACGAGGUCGUCAGCGUCAAGACUACCAUCCGUAACACUGGAAAGCGCGACGGCGCCGAGGUCGCGCAGCUCUAUGUCGAGUUCCCGGCCGCCGCCGCGCAGCCUCCGCGCGUGUUGAGGGGGUUCGAGAAGGUGCAGGUGCCGGCUGGUCAGAGCGCGGAUGUCGAGUUUAGUGUCCGCAGGCGCGAUGUGAGUUAUUGGGAUACAAAGGUGCAGAAGUGGGCGGUGGCACCCGGGACUUAUACGUUUGGGGUUGGGGCUAGCUCGAGGGAUGUUAGGGGGAGGGCGAGGUUGACUGUAAAAUAG
Molecule: messenger RNA, 2430 nt
Organism: Anthostomella pinea
Lineage: Eukaryota; Fungi; Ascomycota; Sordariomycetes; Xylariales; Xylariaceae
Source: the annotation of a GenBank genome assembly